AUGAUUUUCUCACUAGAUGAAGAACUUCAUCGUGUGUCACUAGAUGAUAAAAAGAAUGACAUUAAAGUAGAUUAUUCCUCGGCAAUAUACAAUGAUAUCAAUCAUGAACAAGGCAGCUCCAUCACAUAUGAGGAGAGUAUAAAUCACCUCUCGGUUCAUUCAAAUGCGAUUCCGCUAAAUGGCAUGAGUCCUGCACAUAGGAUGAGAAGAAGGUCCUCAGCUUAUUCCAAAUUCCCUAUUCUCACUCCACCAAAUACGAGAAGAUUUUCUAUUACAGGUUCGGACGCAAUGCGAACUAAUACGAAUAGACUAUCCAUAACACCUCAGGACAUUAUUUCCUCUAAUAUUGGAGAAAAUGAAUUAUCAAGGAACCUGCACGAUUUUAAGCCCGUGAGAGUCCUAGGCCAAGGUGCCUACGGUAAAGUUCUUCUUGUUAAGGACGUCAAUACAUCCAAGCUGUAUGCUAUGAAGCAAUUACGGAAAGCAGAAAUUUUAAUUUCUCAAACAGCCACAGAUUCCAAGAGAGAAGACGAAGAUAAAAAUGAUGGUAAUAACAACGAUAAUGACGAUGGAUUAUCAAAGAGGCUUGAGAGAACAUUUGCCGAACGGUCUAUUCUAUCUGAAAUAGAACAUCCAAACAUUGUCAAGUUAUUUUAUUCUUUUCACGAUAACUCAAAGUUAUAUUUACUGCUACAAUAUAUCCCUGGCGGUGAACUAUUUUACCACUUGAAGGAACACGGGACCCUAGAUGAGACGACAGUUUCGUUUUACGCGGCAGAAAUCAGCUGUGCCUUGAGAUUUUUGCAUACGAAAGGUGUUGUCUAUAGAGAUUUAAAACCUGAAAACUGUUUAUUGAAUCAACGUGGACAUUUAGUAUUGACAGAUUUUGGUCUGAGUAAAAAAAGUGCUAAUGAUUCCGCGGUUGAUGAGGAGGAUCCAGAGAACGUCAAUGCCCUAUACUCGAUUAUCGGUACGCCUGAAUACUGUGCGCCUGAAAUAUUAUUAGGUAAAGCUUACAGUCAGAAUUGUGAUUGGUAUUCUUUGGGAUGUCUGUUGUAUGACAUGUUAGUAGGUAAGCCUCCAUAUACUGGUAGCAAUCAUAAGGUGAUCAUUAAUAAGAUUCAACAAAACAAGCAAGGCCCCAAAAUUCCAUUUUAUCUGAGCGAGGGAAUGAAAGAUAUAUUAAACGCGCUGUUGAAGAAGGAAACUGCCAAAAGGUGGAAUGUUGACAAAUACUGGGCCAAAACCGGGGCUAAUAAUAAGCCUACUAAGUCUAAGAAGAAGAAAUCAGGGGCUGCAAGAACUAGUCUUUUCACUGAACAUUUUAUCUUUAGAAAAAUAGACUGGAAGUUAUUAGAAUCUGGACAAUUGCAAAAAACCACUCUAGGCCCAAUUGUUCCAGUUAUUACGGAUUUGGAACUAGCGGAAAAUUUUGACACAGAAUUUACUUCUAUGUCAUAUGAGGAAACCUAUACGGAUAGCAAGCCGAUUAAUAUCAAUUCGGUGAGCAAGUCCCCGGAUAUGUUCAAGGGAUUUAGUUAUAAAGCAAGUGGUAGCUAUUUGGAGAAGUACUUUUGA
Messenger RNA from Saccharomyces cerevisiae S288C, 1578 nucleotides. RefSeq names its product putative protein kinase YPK3 (gene YPK3). Gene Ontology annotation, molecular function: protein serine kinase activity; protein serine/threonine kinase activity; ATP binding. The transcript has a single exon. Lineage: Eukaryota; Fungi; Ascomycota; Saccharomycetes; Saccharomycetales; Saccharomycetaceae. The record is from RefSeq and is marked reviewed. Bases 1 to 1578 code for a protein of 525 amino acids. Gene Ontology annotation, cellular component: cytoplasm.